UCCCCCCCACAAAAUGCUGCCAAACCACGCCUGAGCCUCAACCUCAACGCAACCUGAACCUGGGCCUUUCAACCACGAAUCAAGGCCAGAACACAAACUGUGAUCAUAGACAUAACAACGAGAAUUGCCGCUGGAGCACUUGGUCCGAGAGAGUUCAAUUCCCAGGACGUCACGACCACAAAGAACAGUCCCGGAAGCCAAAAAAGCCAAAAAUGAGGGAGGCCGAAAGGAGGAUAAAGGACACAGCCAGCAGCCUGCCAGACCGCAAUUGAGCGAUUUAUAGAGCCGCAGAUAUAUAUAUUAUAGAUAUAUACUGACCAGCCGGAUAAUCGGAAUCAAUUGCCCCGGCGAUAGCAAUCGGAGGAGCAGCAGAGGACCACAGCUGAGGAAAAGGGGAAAAGCAGGGCAGCACACACACCAACGGAGGCUGUAAUGACGACAAUUGACGCGAUGUAGCGCAGACUUAUGGUCGGCGAACGCGACAGGGACCGUGAGGCGGUACGCUGGGCAACGGGUGAAUCGACACCGCUUCAAACCAAUAAUGGAGUAUUACAAAUGGUCGGGCAAUUGCAAGGUGGACAGGCUGCUGGCCAGCAACAGCAACAGCAGCAGCAACAAGCGACUCAGCAUCAGCAACUCUCAAAGCAGCAGCAGCAGCAGCAUCAGCUUCAGCAACAGCUGCAGCAGCAACACAAGCACCAGCACCAGCAGCUGCAGCAGCAGCAGCAUCAGGAGCAACAGCAACUCCUGUAUCAGCAGCAUGCAGCUGCAACUAAUGCCGACAUGGCCGACAAUCAGCCGUACUAUGACACCAGCGGCAACGUCGACUGGGAGCGGGCAAUGGGAGCCGCUGGAGCUGGUGCAUAUGGUGGCCUCGGCCUCGGAUCUCUCCCAGCAGCUGGCGGCGCUGCUUAUCACCUUGGGUCAGCUGGUGCCGCUGGUGCACGCCAGUUGGAUUACGCUGAUGGCGGCCACCUUGCUGGCCCAUCCGCCGGAAUUGCUGCAGGUCUUUCUGCGGGAUCUACAGCGGCAGCGGGAGGAGGAUCAUCAGCGGGAGCCUCAGCAGCAGGUGCAGGAUCAGGAGCCACAGCAGGAUCAUCAUCAGGAGGAGGAGGAGGAGCAACACCAGCAGCAGGCAAGGAGGUUCGCUACGCCCCAUUCCCAGUCGCAUCGCCAACGCACUCGAUUCCCACAACGUCACAGCAGAUCGCUGGCAGCAUCGGUGGCGGGGGCGUCGGUGGCGGAGGCGGAGGCGGAGGUGAAUCAAUUUCAGGUGGCAUGCCCACCCAGAGCCAGAGCCAGAGCCAGACCACCGGCGCCCUGCAGCGGACACAUUCCAGAUCCAUGUCCUCCAUACCGCCGCCCGAGCCAUUCAUGAUAGCCCAGUCAAAGGCGGUGAACAGUCGCGUGUCCAUCAAUGUGGGCGGCGUCCGGCACGAGGUGCUGUGGCGGACGCUGGAGCGGCUGCCCCACACGCGGCUCGGGCGGCUGAGGGAGUGCACCACCCACGAGGCCAUCGUGGAGCUGUGCGACGAUUACUCGCUGGCCGACAACGAGUACUUCUUCGACCGCCAUCCGAAAAGCUUCAGCUCCAUCCUGAACUUCUAUCGCACCGGCAAGCUGCACAUCGUCGACGAGAUGUGCGUGCUUGCGUUUAGCGAUGACCUGGAGUAUUGGGGCGUUGAUGAGCUGUACCUGGAGUCCUGCUGCCAGCACAAGUACCAUCAGCGCAAGGAGAAUGUCCACGAGGAGAUGCGCAAGGAGGCCGAGUCCCUCAGGCAGCGGGACGAGGAGGAGUUCGGCGAAGGUAAAUGCGCUGAAUACCAAAAGUAUCUGUGGGAGCUGCUCGAGAAGCCCAACACCAGUUUCGCCGCCCGGGUUAUCGCAGUGAUAUCCAUACUAUUCAUAGUCCUGUCUACCAUAGCCCUGACGUUGAACACCCUACCACAACUACAACACAUUGACAACGGUACACCACAGGAUAAUCCGCAAUUGGCAAUGGUUGAGGCCGUGUGUAUCACGUGGUUCACUCUAGAGUACAUACUUAGGUUUAGCGCCUCGCCGGACAAGUGGAAGUUCUUUAAGGGCGGCCUUAACAUAAUCGAUCUAUUGGCAAUACUCCCAUACUUUGUUUCGUUAUUUCUAUUGGAAACGAAUAAGAAUGCAACGGACCAGUUCCAGGAUGUGCGUCGGGUGGUGCAGGUCUUUCGCAUCAUGCGCAUCCUGCGAAUCCUUAAGCUGGCCCGUCACUCAACGGGCCUGCAGUCGUUAGGCUUUACGCUGCGUAACUCAUAUAAGGAACUCGGUCUACUAAUGCUGUUCCUGGCCAUGGGCGUUCUCAUAUUUUCUUCGCUGGCAUAUUUUGCCGAAAAGGAUGAAAAGGAUACAAAAUUCGUUUCAAUACCGGAAACAUUUUGGUGGGCGGGUAUUACAAUGACAACUGUUGGCUACGGGGACAUCUAUCCCACAACUGCACUGGGAAAGGUUAUUGGUACUGUGUGUUGCAUAUGCGGUGUUCUGGUAAUCGCUUUGCCUAUUCCCAUCAUCGUUAACAAUUUUGCUGAAUUUUAUAAGAAUCAGAUGCGACGCGAAAAGGCCCUCAAGCGCCGUGAGGCACUCGAUCGUGCCAAACGCGAGGGCAGCAUUGUCUCCUUCCAUCAUAUCAAUCUGAAAGAUGCCUUCGCCAAGUCCAUGGAUCUCAUCGAUGUGAUUGUCGACACAGAAAAGCGCGAGAGUCACACACGAUCACUGAAAAAUUGGCACCGUUUAACCCACGCGCUCCGCCGAUCGCCCACAGGCCACAAUCUCUCGCAAACGGACGGCAACAGCACCGAGGGCGAAUCCACCAGCGGACGCAAUCCGGCCACCACCGGAACCGGAUGCUACAAGAACUAUGACCACGUAGCCAACCUGCGCAACUCGAAUCUGCAUCACCGUCGCGGAUCCAGCUCUGAGCAGGACGCAGUGCCGCCGUACAGCUUUGACAAUCCGAAUGCCCGACAGACCUCAAUGAUGGCCAUGGAGAGUUAUCGACGCGAGCAGCAGAUGUUGCAGAUGCAACAGUUGCAGCAGCAACAGCAACUAAAGCCACCGAAUGGCGGAGCAGCAUCCUCCGGAGUGGCCAAUAACCUGGCCUUGGUGGCCGCCUCCAGUGCAGUCACCGCUGUGGCCACCACCGCCAGCACCAGUAAUCCCAGCAAUCCCGGAGGUAAUACCCAAGGAUCGGAGGGUCCUGAAGGCGCCGAGGGUGGCGAUGACGAGGACAACCUCUCGCAGGCAAAGGGCCUGCCCAUCCAGAUGAUGAUCACGCCAGGGAUUUUACGGGGACGCAGUAAGGAGGAAGUGGCCGAGCUGCGACGCCAAGUGGCGCUGGAGAACCUGCAGAACCAGCGGAUGGACAAUCUGGAGCAGGAUGUGCCCGUGGAAUUCGAGUGCUGCUUCUGCACGACCAAGGACUUCAAGGAGUACACCGAUGCAGAGGGCGUGAUCUCGCUUCCAACUUCCGACUUCCACAAGCCGAUCUGUCUGGAGAUGCGUCUGGCAGCCGCAAAUCGCCAGGCGGGUGUCUUUGGACUCCUGGCAGCAGCAGCACCACCGCCACCGUUGAUGCAAGGACCCCUGCUGGCAUUGCCACCGCCGCCAACUUUGCCGCUACUGCAGCCACCUGUCACAUCCUCGUCCUGCUCGGCCGUCCUGUUGCCCGCCAUCUCACAGUCUUCGUCCACUUCCUCCUCGUAUGGCACCACCACCUCCACCACCAUUGCCCUGCCCCUGGACGCAUCAAUGCGGUAUGGAGCCGCCAUCUGCAGUUCGUCGAACUUCAAUCACAACUUCAACAACAACUUCAAUACGACCACGACGAACGGAGUGCUCCUCUUUGGUGGCGGCAACUACAAUGGGAAUAAUAACAACAAUGCGGAUCUGGCCAGUGUGGACAGUUCGGACACGUAUGCCAGCUGCCAGACGCAUCCAUUCCUGUCGCAGGGUGAUCUCACCGCAGACUUCAACGACGAGGCCUGCGCCCUGGACAUCGAUAUGGACAACCUGUACAUAAAUCCACUCGAGCGGGAGCAGCAGGGCAUCAGUAGCUCCACAGGCUUCAUUGUGGGUCUGCCGGCCACAACCCCCUCGGGUGCCCUGCGUGCCCAGGUGAAGAAGAGCGCCUCCGGUGACACGGCACUGAGGAAUCUGGCCACAGGAGGUCCUGGUGCCGGAGGCCUCAGUCCCCUCGACGAUGUCUAUCAGAGCUUCGAUGUACAGGAGCGAGGCAGCCGGGUCAGUCUAAAUGAGAACUCAGUGCCAAAGCACAGGAAGACGCGGUUCCAGCAGAGUUUCACUGCCAUGCGACCGACAAGUGCUGCCGCUUCCGGUUCCGGAAUCAGUCCAAGCUUACGUCCCCGAGCGCGAUUCGAGGACACCAAGCUGGACGAUGAUACCGGCAGCGGCGGAAGGAUGGAGGGAAUUAGCCAGGCUGCAGCCGGAUCUGGAGCCUCCGGUAGUCCAGGGGCCAGCGGCAGCUCUGGGGGAUUCGGAGGCGGACCAGGAGUGGGACCAGGACCCAAGAAGAAGCGCUCGGUCUUCAUGCCGGGCAAGAGCUUAGCCACUGCCACCAAACUGAUCAACCAGCAUUUGUUUGGCAUACAGAAUGUGGGCGCCAAAGCCAAGUUCGAGAGCAAGCAUUCCUCAUCGAUAGACUCGAUUGACGCCUCGCCCAAUCUGGAGCAUCACCGACGCUCCAAGUCGAUCCUGAAAAACAAGUCUGAUGUCUCGCGCGUCCUGUCCGAUCCGGAAAGCGAGCGCCUACUCGCGGACAACAUGUCCGGUUCCGGUGUCUCCGACAAUGGCACCGUAAUGGGCGAAUCCGGCAGCGAUUACUCACCGAAUAAAUUACCUCAUUCAGUUUUAGCUAAGUCUAUAUCCCCACCACCCCUCAGGCACCGCACCCUAAUGCACCAGCGCUCAGGACCAGCGACCUUGCAAUCGAAGCCCACAAAGUUCCAGACGCCGCGUUAUCCCGAAGAGCAGGCUUUGCGCCAGGUGAAGCCGCUCUUGUCACGCACCGUUCCAGCCACAUCCGCUUCCGGUUCGGCAUCGGCGUCGGCGGGUUCAGCGGAUGGCCAGCAGACCCGGGACAGCAGUCUGGACUCGGAGACGACCUUCACAUCGCCAGUAAGCAGUCCACCGACUGUCACUGCUUCUGCCUCCACUUCCGUUUCCGGUUCUGCGACGCCCAGCCAAAGUCAGGCCGCUUCCGCCGCCCAGGAUGAUCGCGAGGAGGAGGGCGAGGCGGAGGCCAACGAUGAGCAGAGGGCUCUCCUUCAAGGACUCGAUGGGGAGACGGACAAGGAACGGACAGAGGGAAAGCGUGGAGCGGGCAAUGAGGGCACGUAGCAAUUAGGGACACACACACAUAGCGCCAAGUAUAUGUAAGCAAGCUGUUGGGUAUAUCCUUUGACAAGGACACCCGGCACAGACACAGACAUAGACACAUCACACCACACUCUACACACCACACUCUACACACACAAACACACCACAUAAGAAACCAUACAAAGGGAAAACUCAAAGUGAUAGCAAAGUUAGCAAACAUGGAAUGUGAAUUAUAUAAAAGCAAUGAACAGUAUCCUAGUCUAGAGAAGGUGGGAUCCCAGGCAGAUCCACAUCCAGAUCCCUGUCUCGGUUCGAUCUGCAUAUUUUUACAAAAAUUAAGAAAAAGAAAAUAAUGAAGAAGGAGCAACCCAAAAACUAUGUUGCAGAGCCGCGCAUGUCGUACAAAAUGCAGCAUAUAUAUAUUAUAAUACAUUAUACAAAUAAUACGAUAUAAUAAUGCUACAAUUGGCAGAGUCGUGUAAAUAGCAGAGCCCAAUCCAAAACUCGUGUACAGAGCAAAAGCAAACCUUUAUUUACCGCCUUCAGGACACAGCUAACAGAACAAAAAGUAAAAGAUUAUAUAGACGAAAUCACCAGAAAAGCCUAAAUAGCAACAAAAUGAAACGGAAAUAUUCAUAUUUUGAAUGCAACUUAUAAAUAUAUACACAAUAUAUAAAAUAUACACGCAUCGCAAUUGCAACUCGCAUAUUUACACAUUAUAUAUAUAUAUGUCAUAUAUAUGUAUACAAUCUAAGGCGCAUACGAUUUAUAUAUACAUAUAUAUAUGGCUCCAACUAUUUUUCAAAUCACGCGCUAAACACCACAGAGAUCGGCCAAGCUAAAGGAAGAUAUAUGUAUGUAUAGUCGGAGAGAACACCCUAUAAAUUAGAGAUCCCUGCAUUUGCAUAAAUCUGUAUGUAAAUCGUUCGUUCGUUUCAUAAUGUCAAGCAAAAAGUAGUUGAAAAUCGUUGGGUCAAACCCCCAAAAAGGUUCGUUUCUAUAACUAUAAGUAUAUGUGCGUGUGUGUACGGCUUAGGGCUUAUCGAUAGAGCUUGGCUUUUGGCUUUAACUUCCCGAUGAAACCUGAUUUGCCAUAUAUAAAUAUAUAUAUACACCAAGAGAGAGUGCUUGAAUGUAGAUGUUGUUAUUUAUAAUGGGUUCAGGGACAAUGGCAUAUAGUUCUCUGGUUAAAUCUUCCGACAAAGAUGUUUAUGCUGUAAAAUUUGCAAACAUUUUGUUGCAUACUUUUGAGUGCUUUUAUAGCUGAUUUUGAAGGACUGAGAAAUCCCUCGAGACCGCUAUAUAGUAUGUCCCUGCCCAUAUAUAUACUGUUAGAUAGUUAGUUACUGAGCGUGUGCGUGUGCAUGUUAGUUAGUUGAGUUUUAGUUAGAUCUACCCUGUAGGCAGUUGACUCGAUGUUUAGUUCCUCAGUUGCGUUCUCCGAAUACGUAAGCAAUAAAAUUGAAAAUCUUUGCGUGUUUAGUCGUCAAUUACAUAUAUAUAUAUUGCAAUCCAGAAAAAAUGUUGUAUGUCCACAUUCCAUUCCGUGUAUGCGUGCGCGUGUGUGUAAUGGCCUAGGUGUUAUCCCAAUUGGGGACUUUCUAUCCUCCAUAUGGGUUAUCCAUUGAUCCCGAUCUAUGAUCUGUCCAGCAGGCUUUUGCGUUAAUCCUGUUUAGUUGCCAUUGAUCAGCCAGCGAUGAGCCAGGAUGCGAGUAGCCUCUUAGAAACAUAUCAGUAAAGGGAAUUCGAACUCACUCACUCACCACAAAACACACUCACCACAAAUACACACACCAAAACACACACUCAACACACACACACAAACCAUGCACUGUAAAGAAAACUAACACAAAUUUUAUUACGAGACGAUAAUAAAAUGUCUCAACGUCCGCUUUUCGAAUUGAUAAGAACACAGGCAAAGCAAAAAAAAAAAAAGAAACACACUAAGAGAGAAAACCACAAGAAAACAUUAUUCGAUAAUUAAUGUUAAAGCCAAGAACUCGAAGUAAUAUAGUUAAACAUUUUUAGAACUAUGUGUACGUAUAUUGACAAAUGCUUGAUGCAUCCAAACAAAUUUUGUAAGCAAUUCAUUUAGGAUUAUUGAAGCCGGCACAGGACACACAUUCCGUCAAACAAUUCAUUUAAUUGUAACUUUUGUAAAUAUUUAUUUUAUAUACAAGCCCGGCCCACAAAGUGUUACGUUAAUAGUAUCCUUCAUUUUUUCUUUUAAAUUCAUUUACGUCGCAACUGCAGACGAAUUGAACUAAGAACUUGAAUUAAAACUAACGAGAUAUUAAGCAAACACGACUUGCUAACGCAAAUGUUAUUAAUAUUUAAAUUAUUUACCUAACGAUACCAUACAUUUUAAAGCAGUCUGAGGACGACGAAGAUUGUAAAUCAGCAAAAAAAACAACAAAAAAACAAAAUGAUUACCGGACAUCGUUGACAAAACAUACAAAUUUAUUAAAGCGUAUUUAAAUCUAUAUGAGCGAAAGGUCAUGAAAAUAUAUAUAAACCAUUGAGUAACAUUUAA
Molecule: messenger RNA, 7903 nt
Organism: Drosophila serrata
Lineage: Eukaryota; Metazoa; Arthropoda; Insecta; Diptera; Drosophilidae
Gene: Shab
Product: potassium voltage-gated channel shaker cognate b
Biological process (GO): action potential; potassium ion transmembrane transport; protein homooligomerization
Cellular component (GO): voltage-gated potassium channel complex; membrane
Molecular function (GO): protein binding; delayed rectifier potassium channel activity
Source: RefSeq, a predicted model, not a curated record